AUGCAGAAGAAAGUGGACGAAGUUUUGGAUCAAUAUUUGGCGGCUGGGCUUAUUCAGCAUCCCACCUCUCCUUGGGCCUCUCCUUUAGUGGUCAUCCCCAAGAAGGAUGGCUCGGUUCGCAUCACCGUCAACUACAAGCGCCUUAAUGCACUGGUGGAUUUAGACGGACAGCCUCUUCUGCGCGUGGACGGCAUUGUGAACUCUUUGUACACAGGGGGGAGCCCUUCGUGGUUCGUGAAGGUCAUCAAGCGUGUGGUGCAAGGUCUGGACCGCGUCGUGGCGUAUUUGGACGAUGUUACUUGCUUUGACGAGGAACCUUUGGAGCAUGUGCGUAACAUGAUUGAGUUUUUCAAAAGCCUACGACAGUACAAACCUCAAGCUGUCUCCAGGGAAGGCCGUGUCGGAGUUAGUCACGCCAAUUUCCUGGGCCACACCAUCUCCCAAGCCGGCGUUAGUCCGGAUGGUGACAAGGUCCGGGCGCUCACGAAGAUGCCACCGCCGGCGAAUGUCAAGCAACUUCGGAGUCUCCUAGGUGGACCGCUCAACGCCCUUCUUAAACAAGGCGUUCAGUGUAAGUACACCUCGAGCAUGGUCACGACGGUUAAAUCCCUUCUCCACGACGUUUUCCUCCCCUCGAUUUUGGUUUUCCCUGAUUGGGAUGCGGUUGAAGACAACAGUCGCCCUCUCCGUUUGUGCUCAGAUGCCUGUAUAGACGGGUUUGGCGCUACUCUAGAGCAAGAACAGCAGUUGGAUGGCACUGUGCGGCCUAUUGUGUACAUUAGCCGCGCUACUGUCCCUGCCGAACGCAAUUGGACCGUUUUGGAUUUGGAGGCUAGUAGCAUUGUCUGGGCUACUAAACGGCUUCGCGGAUACCUUUGGUCGACCAAGAUUGUCAUUCAUUCCGAUCACAAGGCUUUGAAAAGCAUUGGCAAGGUUGACGAACACAAUGCUCGUGUGCAACGUUGGUUGGAGUUUUUGUCCAACUUCACAUACACUUUGGAGUACAGGAAAGGUUCGGCGAAUGGCAAUGCGGAUUUCAUUUCGCGACUGCCGUUGCCAGCGAGAGAGGAGGACAAGACCGGUCCUGACAGCAUCGACGACGACCAAGACAGCUGGGACUACUACCCGCUGGUCUGGGACUCCCGCGACGCCUACAUCGGCGCCUUCGUCAUGCUUCGGUACCGCCGGUGA
Messenger RNA from Ectocarpus sp. CCAP 1310/34, 1191 nucleotides. NCBI's taxonomy places the organism in Eukaryota, Phaeophyceae, Ectocarpales, Ectocarpaceae. The record is from the annotation of a GenBank genome assembly.